UUGAGAACGGUUAAAUAAGCGGUGGUUGAUUAUGGAAGGAGAAUUUAAGUGACCCAGAGCCAUAGUGAGAGUAAAGGAACCUCAUUUCAGUGACAACGAGUGCAGAAAACCGAAGACUGUGACGUUAUUUUGCGAUUAUUCCAUUUUUUGUUUUGUUUGUUAAAUUUACCGAUUCACAAUGGAAAAACUAAUACUUUUCAUAGGAUUCUGUACCAUAGGUUUAAGCUUUGCCAUGCCAGCCAGUAAUGAACAAUUAGAUAAGGCAACCGUAAACGAUAUAGCCGUCAACACAGUAUCGGAAGAGAAGAAACCGGAAGUAGAGAUACAGCUGGGACAGCAAUCGCAACACAUUGUUCCUUCCACGGUGGAGAUCACCGGAAUCACUACAGGAGCUAAUCCAGCCCCCACACAUCCGGCAAAACAGUCAGAUCCUUCAAAUUUCAAGCCUCAGAGAACCGGUUCCAUGUUUGCCAGAUUCAUAGACGAUAUAUUUCAAAUUCCUAUUACAGUACUCCAGAGUGUAGCCAAAUUGAUAACAAAUCCAUUUACACAAUCCAAAAAGGAUCACUGAUCGCAGAAAACUUAGUUUUUGGAGCAUUGGAUAGCCUGUUAUAACUUUUAUAAAAAAAACAUCUUUUAUUGUAAAUAGUUUUUCUUGAGAUCAUACGAAUUUGGUAUACCUAUUGUAAAUUUUUAAUAAUAAGCUUUACUGAUGCUUUGUUAUUACGAAAGCAUUAUACAUCUAAGCUUUAUUAGAAGUACGAGUUAUAGGAUAUAUUUUUAUAAUUAUGAUUGUGAUAAUGAAUUAAUAAUCAUUUCAUUCAUAUUAGGUUUUUAAAAUAGAAUUACAAAAAUUGUAAUUAUUUAGUUUGUAAAAAGUAUUUAAAUUGUUGAAUUAGUUCUAAUAAAAUAAGUUGAAAGAACAAG
This is a messenger RNA of Sitophilus oryzae (rice weevil), 927 nucleotides long. RefSeq lists its product as uncharacterized. The transcript is spliced from 4 exons. Bases 179 to 571 code for a protein of 130 amino acids. NCBI's taxonomy places the organism in Eukaryota, Metazoa, Arthropoda, Insecta, Coleoptera, Curculionidae. The record is from RefSeq and is a predicted model, not a curated record.